CGUGGAUGAGACCAGCUGGGUCUGACUGCCUGAUCUUCCUGCUCCAACGACGUCGCCCUGCAGACAACAAUUUCCACCGUCUUUUUUCUUUUUCUCCUGUGACUCAACCGGCCUGGCGUGCAGACGGUCGUCCUUUUCUCCCCCGUUCGUGCCAGACCACGCAGCUUGUGCCUGUGAAGUCGCCCUCCCCGCCACCGACCGCGCUGUCCUUCCCUUCCCUGCCGCGGCGGUCCACUACGACCUCGUCCGAGCGAUUCACCUCAGCUACGACGAGUCAGACGGGCGACCUUGCACGAUCCAUCCACCUUGAGGACACCUCUGCUGCCUGUCGGAGAUAUCUCAUUCCCCCAGGCACAGCCGUAUUUGAAUCUGGCAGCAGCCCCCUCGCGAGCCGCUCUGACGACAUCUUCUCGACUCCCUCCGAUCUGAACCCCGCCUCGAUCUUCUCCUUUGAGCCGCCGUGACCCCUCUGUCCGCAGACAGAUCAUGGCUACCAAGAUGGCUGCCCCGAGCCAGAUGCCCCCGAUACCGAACCGGGAGGAUAUCGGAGCAACAUGGACCUAUCUUCAAGCCGGCAUCGCGCGUAUCAUGAACGACCUCGAGCAAGGCAUCGAUAUGCAGAUGUACAUGGGUGUCUACACUGCCGUCCACAACUUCUGCACAUCACAAAAGGCGGUUGGCCUAAAUGGACCCGCCAUGCACUCUAACCACCGAGGAGCCCAUCUUCUCGGUGAGGAGCUCUACAACAAGCUAAUCGAUUAUCUCAAGCAACACCUCGAGGGACUUGUGAACCAAUCCAAGGCGCACACCGACGAAGCCCUCCUUUCAUUCUAUAUCAAAGAAUGGGGUCGAUAUACGGUCGCCGCGAAGUACAUCCAUCAUCUUUUCCGCUACCUAAACCGCCACUGGGUUAAGAGGGAGAUUGAUGAGGGCAAGAAGAACAUUUACGACGUCUACACACUGCACCUGGUACAAUGGCGUCGUGUGCUUUUCGAGCAGGUGUCGACCAAGGUCAUGGACGCUGUGUUGAAGUUGGUCGAGAAGCAAAGAAAUGGAGAGACCAUCGAGCACGGCCAGAUCAAGCAGGUCGUUGAUUCAUUCGUGUCCCUGGGUUUGGACGAGGCCGACCCCUCCAAGUCGACCCUGGACGUUUAUCGAUUCCACUUCGAGCGGCCCUUCCUUGCGGCGACCAAAGAAUUCUAUCUUGCUGAAUCUAAGCAGUUUGUGGCAGAAAACAGCGUCGUCGAAUACAUGAAGAAGGCCGAGACCCGUUUGUCAGAGGAGGAGGAGCGUGUCCGGAUGUACCUCCACCAAGACAUUGCGAUCCCUCUCAAGAAGUGCUGCAACCAGGCGCUGAUUGCCGAUCACGCGUCUCUCCUGCGCGAAGAGUUCCAGGUUCUUCUCGACAAUGACCGUGUGGACGAUAUGGCGAGAAUGUAUAAUCUGCUGUCUCGCAUCCCCGAAGGUCUUGAGCCCCUGCGGACGCGAUUCGAGACACACGUCAGAAAGGCCGGUCUCGCUGCGGUCCAGAAGGUGCAGUCAUCCGAGGGCGACAAGCUCGAGCCCAAGGUCUACGUGGACGCUCUUUUGGAGAUCCAUACUCAGUACCAAGGGUUGGUGAAGAAGGCCUUCAACGACGAGCCUGAGUUCACUCGUUCGUUGGAUAACGCAUGCAGAGAGUUUGUCAACAGGAACGAGGUUUGCAAGGCAGGCUCCAACAAGUCACCAGAGCUGUUGGCAAAGUACACCGACGUUUUGCUGCGAAAGAGCAGCACCAGCAUCGAGGAAGCCGAGCUGGAGCGCACACUCACCCAAAUCAUGACUGUCUUUAAGUACAUCGAGGAUAAGGACGUCUUCCAGAAGUUCUACUCCCGUAUGCUUGCGCGACGUUUGGUGCACAGCAACUCCUCGUCAGAUGACGCUGAAACUAGCAUGAUCAGCAAGCUGAAGGAGGCAUGUGGUUUCGAGUACACCAACAAGCUGCAGCGCAUGUUCCAGGAUAUGCAAAUCUCCAAGGAUCUCAACAAGGAGUUCCGGGAUCAUCUCGAAGGCGUAGAGUACACCAAGGCUGUUGAUUCCACCUUUUCCAUCCUAGGUACCGGUUUCUGGCCCCUGACGGCGCCCAGUACCGACUUCAACCCUCCCCCAGAGAUUGCCGCCGAGAUUGAGCGAUUCAUUCGUUUCUACAAGCACAAGCACGACGGCCGCAAACUGACCUGGUUGUGGCAUCUCUGCAAGGGCGAGAUCAAGGCAGGCUACUGCAAGAACAGCAAGACCCCCUACACCUUCCAGGUGUCGAUUUACCAGAUGGCAAUUCUCCUUCUCUUUAACGAGAAGGAUACCUACACCUACGAUGAUAUGCUCAGCGCGACUCAGCUCAGCUCUGAAGUGCUAGACCAGGCCCUAGCCGUCAUCCUCAAGGCCAAGGUGCUAAUCAUGGUGGGGGCCACUGGUGAGAAACCUGGACCUGGCAAGACCUUCCGUCUAAACUACGACUUCAAGAGCAAGAAGAUUCGUGUGAACUUGAAUCUGGGUGGUGUCAAGGAAGCAAAGGCGGAGGAGGCGGAAACCAACAAGACGAUUGAGGAAGAUCGAAAGCUGGUUCUCCAGUCUGCCAUUGUGCGAAUCAUGAAGGCGCGCAAGAAGAUGAAGCACACUCAACUGGUCAGCGAGACUAUCAACCAGAUCCGCUCCCGGUUCGUACCCAAGGUCAGCGAUAUCAAGAAGUGCAUAGAGAUUCUGCUCGACAAGGAGUAUCUGGAGCGUCUGGAAGACGACGAACUCGGAUACCUGGCAUAAACGCCUCUCGUCAAAUUUCGUCGUUCAGAAAUCACACACUGCCACGGCAUAGACUAUGGAAGAGUGGUUUUGUUUCCUUAUCGUGGGCUGGGACCGGCGGCGGCGGCGAGCACGGAUGGGUACACUAGAUGGUUAGCAUGCAGCUGUGCUCCUUGGGAUUCUCCCCUUUGCCCCAACCAUGGUUCCCGUUUGGCUCUUUCCCUCCGUCCACCCUCUCAUUCUUGUUUUUCUUGUCUUUAUGAUGACUUGCGUGGGGGAUAAUCGGAUUGGAAGGGCUCGGCUGGGUUGAGGAGUGGGUGCGGCACGCUGCAAAAGCUUGGGAGAACAGGUGCGAGGAGUACUACACAUACACAUCAACACAUACAGGAACAGGCAUGUUUCAAGUGGGCUCUUUACGUAAAUCAGGAGAGAAGAGUGUGAUUUAAAAGACACGGCGGAGCCCAUGUGCUCUGGGUCUGGUU
Ilyonectria robusta is the source of this 3260-nucleotide messenger RNA. Its product is annotated as Cullin. The transcript is spliced from 5 exons. Gene Ontology annotation, biological process: protein ubiquitination; SCF-dependent proteasomal ubiquitin-dependent protein catabolic process. Gene Ontology annotation, cellular component: SCF ubiquitin ligase complex. Lineage: Eukaryota; Fungi; Ascomycota; Sordariomycetes; Hypocreales; Nectriaceae. The coding region runs from base 487 to 2799 and encodes 770 amino acids. Gene Ontology annotation, molecular function: ubiquitin protein ligase binding. The record is from RefSeq and is a predicted model, not a curated record.